AUGUUCGCCAAAGUCGCUGCUCUUACUUUUGUUUCGGCCCUCGUUGGCCAGGCUAUGGGACAUGGUCUUGUCUCCAGCCCGCCUAUUCGCCAACCUGGUGAUGCCUUCAAAGCCAACUGCGGUGACCAGAUGUUCUACAACGUGAACUCUGACCCUGCAGGUAACAUCCAGCAACUGAACCAGCUCAAGGCCACUUCCUUCAGCGCCAGUUCUUGCAACCUCAACCUGUGCAAGGGUCUCCAGUUCGCAGAUGUAUCUGCCGCUAACAUCCAGUCCUGGACCGUUGGCCAGGUCGUUCCUAUCAAGGUUGAUAUUCGUGCUCCUCACACUGGUAGCGCCAAUGUUUCCAUCAUCGAUACGACAACCAACACCAUGAUUGGCUCCCCAUUGAAGACCUGGGACGUAUAUGCCAGUGUCUCUGCUCCUAUCACUGCAGACCAGACUUCCUUCAGUGUCACCAUCCCUGAUCUUGGUGGCAAGUGCAAGACCGCUGGUGAUUGUGUUCUUCAAUGGUGGUGGGACGCCCCAUCUAUCGACCAGACCUACGAGUCUUGCGUUGAUUUCACUUUGGGCGGAUCCGGCUCAGGUGCUCCUUCGACUCCUUCUAGCGCUGCUGCGAGUGCCCCUGCUGCUACCUCUGCCGCUUCCCAGCCUGUCGAGACCUCUGCUCCUGCUGCGACAUCUGCUCCCGAGACGUCCGCACCAGCCGAAACAUCUGCUGUUCCCGAGCCGACUACCACAAGCGCGCCUACUGCUACCGUUGUCCCCACCACCUCAGCUGCUCCUGCUGCGACAACCGCCCCUUCUUCAUGCGGGGGUACCCUUAAGGCUCGUGACGUCCGCAGCGGCCAAAAGUGGGCUCAAUGCGGUGGUAUCGGUUUCGACGGUGAAACCUCCUGCAAUGAAGGCCUUACUUGCCGUCCUUAUAACAAGUACUACUCGGCUUGCGAGUAA
Rhizoctonia solani is the source of this 954-nucleotide messenger RNA. Its product is annotated as Lytic polysaccharide mono-oxygenase, cellulose-degrading. The transcript is spliced from 5 exons. Gene Ontology annotation, cellular component: extracellular region. Gene Ontology annotation, molecular function: cellulose binding. NCBI's taxonomy places the organism in Eukaryota, Fungi, Basidiomycota, Agaricomycetes, Cantharellales, Ceratobasidiaceae. The record is from RefSeq and is a predicted model, not a curated record. Gene Ontology annotation, biological process: carbohydrate metabolic process. The coding region runs from base 1 to 954 and encodes 317 amino acids.